Molecule: messenger RNA, 1548 nt
Organism: Symbiodinium sp. CCMP2592
Lineage: Eukaryota; Dinophyceae; Suessiales; Symbiodiniaceae
Source: the annotation of a GenBank genome assembly
AUGUUUGAAGACUGGUCGGCCCAGCUGGUGAGCGGAGAUGGAAAGGAAUUGUUUGCCAAGGACGGAUUUCAUGGCUUGCUUCCAUUGCCGCUUACGCUGGGACGGCGCAAUGCGCUCUGGAUGAAGAGUGCCCGGCUGGUUUCGCUGUUUCUGAGCCUGCUUAGCAUCGCCAUAGGCUUGGUCUGCUGGUCUCGCUUCAGCGCCAUACAUGCUGGUUACGUGCACGACAUGGCAGCAGGAAUCAGCUUCAACAUCAGCCAGCUCUCACAGCUCAGCCACCUGGUAAUGGUCGCAGGACAUGCGGUGGUCAUGGCAGACUCUCUGGAGCACAUCGUGCACAAAGAGUCCGACUGGUUCCUUGAAGCCUACCAGCGUGGUCAGGACCUUCCCCAAGCCCUCGUCAGCCACAUCAAGGCGGGCGUGGAGGCAGCUGCACUGGACCCCAGAGCUCUGCUGAUAUUCUCUGGAGGUCAGACUCGUGCUGCAGCGGGACCCCGAAAUGAGGGCUGGAGCUACUAUCGGGUAGCCGAGUACUUCGACUGGUGGGGAUACUCUGCGAACCGUCCUGAUCUCCUAAAGGAAGCGCAGCAGCGCACGCAGCACAUAACAUAUUUGCCAGUGGCACAACGCACCGUGACGGAGGAGUUCGCCUUGGAUUCCUUCCAGAACGUUCUGUUUUCCCUUUGUCGCUUCAAAGAGGUCGUGGGCCGCUAUCCUGACAGGGUCACCAUCGUGAGUUUCACCUUCAAGAAGCAGCGCUUCUCCGAGUUGCACCGUGGAGCCCUGCGCUUUCCGAGCGCCAGAUUUUCCUACAUCGGCAUCCAGCCGCCUCCCGGGUCUCGGUUCGAUCUGGCGAAAGCAGAAUCCGGAGAGCAUGAGGCUGCAAAGCUUUUCCAAUCCGAUCCCUACGGCUGCCACUCGCAAACCUUGGUGGAGAAGAGGCGUGCAAGAAACCCGUUCCAGCGAACAACGCCCUACCUGCUAUCGUGUCCAGAGCUCAAGCCGCUCCUUCAGUGGUGUGGGCCGGACAUCUUUCGUGGAGCUCUGCCCUGGGGGCUCGCAGACCGAGAACCCUCGCAGAAGGAAAAAGCUCUUCGUUUCCGCGGGCCCGGGGACAGCUUUUUAAGUGGUCAAAGAUCUGAGCAAAGGACCUCUAGAGACCUUGCAGCGCAGCCGCCAUUCGCUCGAUGUGCCAGGUCACCUCGCCAGGACUCCGACUUGCGAAAGCACGCAUGCGGCAGUAAAAUAGUUGUGCCCAUUUCACGCAGGGAGUGCUACAUGCCUCAAUGCUGGGUGUGUAGCUUGUCAGUCGCGCUGAAUUUGGCCGAGAAGAUAUUUCUGAGCAUUUUCGGCUCAGAACCAGCGGCAAAUCAGGGACUUGUGCCCCGCUUCCUACUUUCCGCCAUGAGUGCCGGGCAGGCUUGGGGUGUCCAUAGGCAGCUGUACGCUUUAGCAACUGAAGAUCAGCACGCAUCAAGGCCCAGAAAGAAGCUUGUCCUGGCUUUUGCCUGUGUUCAGCUGCUGUUGUCGUUUUGUACAGUUCAAUGA